GACUGAUUGGGACAGCAGGCAAAGAAAUAUUCAUAUACCAGCAACAAGACCGGUUGCAAAAUCCUUAACGUAUACAUAAAUGUAUACCAUAUGAUUAAUCAAUUAAUUUAGCAUCAGCAAUGACCGAUCAGCCAGAGAGGAAUGAAUAGUAAUGUUUUUAAUAUUGGCAAUUUAACACUGGCAGACACACAGUGCCUGCUUAGCAAUACAGUCAGCUAGCUGACCAGCAGCUCAAACUUGGUAAUUUAUGAGCAGAGCUACGUUAGCUAGUUAGCACCACAGGCUAGUCCAAAAUACGCUUGCACCUCAACUUCUUUGGGGUUUCGGUCAAAUUGUGUGGUCUUCGUGCAAAUAGGUCACUUAAGGAUCCUUGCACAAUUGUAAAACUCCGGAGACCAUUUGAGAACUGGCCGGCUGCUCUUGACAUUAAAGUUACUUGGCAUACAGCCCCUUGAGCAUACAUUGUUAUGUGUAGAAUGUAAACUAAUUUGUAACAUCAAACUUGUGAAUCAGAUCAUUGUUUUAAAUGGGGGAAAACAAUUAUAAGUCAUUUUUAGGUCAGGUACUUGGAAUUUAUGUCUGUUGUAAAAUUAUAGCCCGAUGAACGGCGUGUACACGCCCCAUGCCCACGUAGAUCGCAGCGAUCACUUGAUCCUUGACCCAACAUCUUGGAUAUUCAGUUGGUCUUAAAUUGAUCACUCUGUUUAUCAGUCAUGAAUGGCUCGCUCUUAACUCCGCCUAGCCCUCGUGCUGCGGCUGAUUCGUCUCCUCUCCCACCCUCCCCAUCUCCCUCCCCUUCUCCUCCAUCCCCAUUGCUGUUGCCCCUCUCUACAAGACCCCCACCGUUGCCUCCUCCAACUCCUGCGGGUCAGCCGUUGUCCUCUUUAUCUGACACACCCACACCAUCUCCAUCUCCCUGUCUUAGCUGGACAGAGUUCUGUGAGCUCCACGCACGGGUAGCCGCUGGUGACUUUGCCCGUCAUUUUCGGGCCUUCCUGCAGGAGAACCCGCAUUACUCCCCUGAUUCCGCUGCUGCUUUUUGUCGGCGCUUUACAGACAGAUUUGUUCGACAUUUCGAGAGUGAACUUGAGGGGACUGCCGUUGGUAGAGAAGGAAACUGGGUCGCCCAAUCAGAUGUUACAUCACUGGAGGAGGAUGCAACAUCUCCACCCCUGCUGCCGCCAGAGGCUACCACCCCCUGCCCCCCCACUCACAUUCGUUCUGCGUCCAAAUGUCUGUUACCCCAGCAUGGUCACGAGGAGGCCCGCGGUGUGGAGAGAUUUCAGAACCCUGCAGCAUUUCAGGACCCUUAUGCUCAUACGCAAAUUCUGCCCCCUUCAUCCUCUUCUUCAUGCUCUUCCUCAAUGGGCGGGAAUAAUGGGCGGAGGGAGGAUAGGGGACUGACAGGUAAACAGUAUCAUCACAAUCCAUCUGGCUACAAAGACCUAGAGGAAGAAGAGGACAGCUGGGCGGGGCCUGUAACUGAAGAGGAGGUGGACACAGACAUAGCAGAGAAAGACAAUGAGGCAGAAGGUGAUGGUACCUCAGAAAGAUCUGAUCUCAGCCAGACUCCAGCAUGCCUCAACCCCUCUGGCACACCAGCAAACUCUGGGUCAAAAGGCAAUGGUACGCCCAUGGGGAGUCACUCCAAAAACAAACUAAAAAAGCGUUUUUCUCUGCGCAGCGUGGGCCGUAGUGUUAGGGGGAGCGUGCGAGGUAUCUUACACUGGCGCAGCUCCUCCAGUGAAUCCCCACAGAACUGCAAUUCGGGUAACUCCUCCCCUCUUCCUUCCAGUUACAGCUACACUACAGGUUUGCAAGAUGGCAAGAGGAACUCCCAGGCUGUUCCUACUUCUCUUCCUGUCUCCCUCUCCCUUCCCCUCUCCCUGCCCCACUCUUCAUCAUCAUCUUUGCCUCCAUCAUCCUCCAGCAGCGCAACCUCCCUCUCGUUCUCCGAGGCCCGUGAUUGGCGGAGGAGCAAUGGAGAUGGGGAGAAGGAGAAGUGGAGCCAGAGGUUGGAGAAAUUACGACUCUCCCGGUCACCACCACCGAAUCUGUCCACUGCCGCUGCACUCUCCUUGGCCAUAUCGCCAUCCGCUUUGCCUCCCAGCAGCGCUGGUGCACCCAGGAAAAUGGGCAGGCUGGUCCGAGAGGGGGGUGUGACUGUGUGCUCAUCUUUGGAUGAAUUUUCUAGCACUUUCGGUUUCCCGGGUUUCUCGUUUGGACUGCUGCACCACGGCACGGACAACACCAACGCCGCAUCGAUGCAUCCUCCAGCCACGGGAGGAGCUGCUGGUGGGCGGGGUAUGCGUUGGCACAAGUGUCGUCUGGUACUGAAAGAACGAGAUAAGGAUGGAGGGGAUGGAGGACUGGAGUAUUUCCUUGAGUUUUACAUCCCACCAAAGUCCUCAAAGCCUAGACUGACUGUCCCAUGCUGCUCCAUUGUUAACGUCAGAAGCACUACAGCUAUAGAGGUGCCAGACAAGGAGAAUACCUUUCUUCUACAAUUGGAAGGUCAGGUGCAGUACGUGAUCGAGACCAGAGAUGCAGUUCAGAUGAGAGCUUGGCUCAGUGACAUCAGAAAUGCCAUUUGUCUGAGUGAGCAAGAGGACGUUGAGGGAGUUUGUGGCAGUGCUCUCACCGAGCUCAGCGGAACGCCAGAAUUCAGUGACCGUCUGUCUCAAGUGUGCUAUGGUGGAGUCAGUGGAUCUCCCCAAUUGGAGCCUCUACCUCCCGAGUUACCACCCCGUGCCCCUCUCGAUGAAUUUGGGGGCGGAGCAAGUCUCGGCACUCCUUUUGCCGAAACUCCUGAUGCGACAGGGUCGUUCCUGUUCUCCGAAGGUUCUGUGUCAGAGACAGUGGAACAUCCUCUCAAUGAGUGUCAGUGGUUUCACGGCACACUGUCUCGUCUUAAGGCGGCCCAGCUGGUGCUUGCAGGCGGCAUGGCCAGCCACGGGGUGUUUCUCGUCCGGCAGAGUGAGACACGGCGCGGGGAGUACGUCCUCACGUUCAACUUCCAGGGCAAGGCAAAGCACUUACGGCUCUCCUUGAAUGAGGAUGGACAGUGUCGGGUGCAGCAUCUUUGGUUCCAGUCCAUUUUUGACAUGCUGGAGCAUUUCCGCGUGCACCCCAUUCCUCUGGAAUCUGGGGGAGCCUCUGACGUCACCCUCAUCAGUUUUGUGGGGGCCACGAAUGUCCGGCAACCAGACUUGACCAGCAGACCCCGUAGUCCUCCUCAGCCACCACCUCUGCCUCCUGGACGCCCACCGCCCCCCACCCCUCCGCAGGACCGAGGGAGCGAAACAGAGGCUGCAGGAGGAGGUGGAGCCAGCAGUGCGGCGGAGGAGUGCGAGGACCGCGACAGGGAUCCGCCUCUGCUUCAGCUGGAAGGGGUGGAGGGCGAGGAGAGGGAAGGAGGGAGGGCAAGAGCCAUUGAUAACCAGUACUCCUUCGUCUAAGCAGAAUGAGAGUGAAGAACGAGGUGGGAUAUGGAGGAUGAAGAGGAAAGCCCUUCACAAGCAGUAUUUUUUUUUCUUCAUCAGAAGAACUGAUCGAGGGUGUCCCAGAACCAAGUUAUUAACACUAUUGAACAGAGAGAGAGAGAGAUGGAGAGAAUGUGAGAGAGACAUCCAGAAGUAUAAGCAUAUAUGAUAUUGACGGUACAUUAUUAAAACACUAAGUAACGGUACUACACUAUAAAGGACGGUGGAUUGUAAAAAUUAUUGAUCAGCUCUUACUAAUCUGUUCUCUAGUGAAAGUCAUUGCUAAAGUUCCUCUUUUGGUGCUGCUGCAUAGGAAGGUACAAAAGCUUCAGCAUCAACAAUGUUGAAGCAUGCAGAAAGGUACCACACCAUAGAGCAGUGGUUCUCAAACUGGGGGGGGGGGGCAAGGGGGCCCCAGUUUAAUGACAUUUUAUAAAAUACAUUCAUUUAUUAUAAAUUCUGUGUAAUUAAACCUCAGAAAAAUAAGGCUACUAACCAACAGCACUACAUUGUGUAAUUUAAUAUGUUUUGUUUAAUAUUGUUUUAUGUCGUAAAUGUUUUUUUUGGGGGGGGGGGAAUGAAGGGAUGCACCGUACACAAGGGGGCUGCAAGCCGAAAACGUUUGAGAACCACUGCCAUAGAGUGCCGCAGGGAUGACGUAUUUUUGUAGGCCAACCCGGAAGUUUGCGGGACACUGGUUCCCUUGACAAAGCCCAUUUUUAAUUAUUUUAUUUUUUUGUUAAUUAUGUUAAAUUAAUUUAAUAGACUUUUGGAUUAUUGCAAACAGAAGAUCAGUGUUUAACAAAAGUUUGACACUUGCGCAUUUUGUCCAACAAGAUAAUCUUCACAGAUUAACACAAUUUUGAAGCCUAAUUUUAUUAUAUUUUGAAGUUUCCUAGAAAUUAAAAGGUACUACUUUCUCUCCAGAUCAAUGCCAUCACCACCAAGCUUCGGACAACUUUUUCAAACUUUAUUAAACGCAUUUAAUACAUGUUCCCUGAUAAGGACAUACUCUGUGUAUUCUUUUUUUUUUGGAAAUUGUGCCCAUCUUGCAUUGUUUUUGAGAUCUUCGUGCUUGAUGACGAUUAAAGUCUCCGACAUAGUCCCAUGUAGCAACUUGUUAGCAACCACCCUGUUAAAGCUUUAAAAUCAUGAGUGAGGCUAUUACUGUCAUAGAGUAAAAUGUGAAAAUAUCUUUGGCUUAUUUUAACCCAAGAUCUUAUUUAAGGAGUUUAACCGAAACCCCAUUGACUUCAGGAUGAUGGAACCAGAAGUGCUAAAAUGCUAACCUAAAACCUAGGUUUUGCCUACAAAAAUGUGUCAUCCCUGCAGCAUGCUAUUGUUACAGUGUGUUUGCCUCCCUUAAUAAUUUAAUUGUCUGGUGUUGCCUAGCCCUUCGCACUUAUACAAAAAAGUUUUUGGAAAGCACCAAUGUAUUAGCCUAUAAUCGGUAUCGGCAGAUAAAAGCAAUUUUUUUCACUGUCAGAUAUCAGCCAAUUGUUAAAAAACAGCAGACGAUCAGGGCAAAUUAUAUCCUGGCAAAUUUAAAGGGGUGGAAAACACAUCAGAACUGAUAAUGCUUUGUGAUUGUUUUGAAAUUGGGUGACAAACAAAGGAUUAAAAAGCAAAUCUAUCAGUGUUGGUAGAUGUCAUUCUAAGUAAUCGGAUAUCAGUAUCGGCACAAUUUUGUCCCUUUUUUUUAUUUCCUCAGGUGAGCAGAUAUUUUUACUUAUUCAGGGUUGUUACCCACCAGCACUCUUAUAUACUGGAGUUUUGAUUGUUUUUUUUCUGUUUGUGUUCUGCCACUGAGAAACUAAGAAUGUCACAAUGUAAUAUCUUUCCUCCUUCCUGUUCAUUUCAAUUGUACUAAUCACUAGUUAGUUGUGCUUAAAAUUGGCCCAGCCAUAGCCAAAAAAGCCCAAUUCUCCGAAAUAGUGAUAUUACUUUUUAAGGUUAAUUACAAUAUUAAACAUCUCCAUAGACUCCAUUAUUACCUCAGAGUCCUGAUCUGUUACCCAGCUUCUCUCUGUGUAUGAGAUCACCUAGCAUACAGACCAAGGACGAAUCCUCUACUCUCCCCCUAUCUCACUCUCUCUUUAUAUGUUACCGUUACGUUUAGCUCUACAACCUUUUUAUUAGUGCAUUUAUUUUAAAGAUGGAGUCCAGAGGAGGGAGAGAGAAUGCCCUUCAUUAGAAAAAUGCUGAGUACGAUAAUGACAAUAAUAACUGAUAAUAAUGAAUUUAAAAUGAAUAAUUGUUCAAAUAAUAGUAUUAUUUUAAUUUUUUGUUUGUAAAAUGCCUUUUUUUUGCUGUUUAUUAUAUGAACACACAAUAUUUGUUCUCCAAGAGCUGUUUUCUGUUUAUAAUUAUUUGUGCCUUUUUAUAUCUCACACUGUUCCCCGCUGCUGUCUCCUAAACUUUCGGUUUCUACAGAUUUCAGGAAAAUUUUGUGAAAAGGAAAAUAAGAUGGUCCCUUUCUUCUUGUGCCUUUUCGUGUUGUUAAUUGUCUUUCCCUCUUGUUUUGUGCCAGUCAUUUUUGAGUUUGUGCCUCAAGUCUUUUAUUGCAUCUGAUGUUCAGUUUAGUGCCUGCAUCUGUAAUCUCAUCUUUCAUUUCAUUUUUUUUUUUGCUUCAUUUAAGGUUGCUCUUCUUAAUCCUACAGAUCAUUCAGUUCGAUUUGUCGUUUGCUUCUUUUUCGCCUCCUUUUAUCCUUUAUUUAAACCUCUUAUUGUGCCUUCUCUCUCUUUUCUCUCUGUCUGUCUGUCUAUCUGUGCUGGGACCGUGUGUUAAGUGGACAGUGUUGCCCACUCUGUGUAAUUAGUUUCAGGUACUACAUUGAAUUUAAUGAUGAUGAUGAUGAUGAUAAUAAUAUGAUAUAAUAUAAUUAUACUGAAA
Messenger RNA from Paramisgurnus dabryanus, 6375 nucleotides. The record is from RefSeq and is a predicted model, not a curated record. Lineage: Eukaryota; Metazoa; Chordata; Actinopteri; Cypriniformes; Cobitidae.